Messenger RNA from Penicillium subrubescens, 681 nucleotides. RefSeq names its product Protein r.t1.c1. Gene Ontology annotation, cellular component: endoplasmic reticulum membrane; endoplasmic reticulum. The record is from RefSeq and is a predicted model, not a curated record. NCBI's taxonomy places the organism in Eukaryota, Fungi, Ascomycota, Eurotiomycetes, Eurotiales, Aspergillaceae. Gene Ontology annotation, biological process: 'de novo' protein folding. The transcript is spliced from 4 exons. Bases 1 to 681 code for a protein of 226 amino acids.
AUGUUGUGGAUUUGGACACUGCUGGCUACGACGGUGGCGGCGGCCAGCGUGGAUGAGCUGGUCGGGACAUGGACGACCAAGUCGCGCAAUGUGCUCACUGGACCGGGCUUCUACGAUCCUCUCAAAGACCAACUCCUCGAGCCUAAUCUGACGGGCAUAUCAUACUCUUUCUCCGCCGAUGGAUACUAUGAAGAGGCCUUAUACCGCGCCCUAGCCAAUCCCGCUGACCCUUCGUGUCCAUCCGGAAUGAUGCAGUGGCAGCAUGGCUCAUAUGUCUUGCUGGCCAAUGGAUCCCUGAUCUUGACUCCGAUUGCAGUGGACGGGCGUCAGUUGCUCUCAGAACCAUGCAGAAAGGGCAUUAGCAGCUAUACACGAUACAACAACACCGAGUAUUUCAGGGGAUACUCUGUUCAGGUCGAUAAAUACCACGGCAUUCAACGCCUCGAUUUGACCCAAGCAGAUGGCAAGAUUAUGCAGCCCAUGUAUCUCACCUACCGACCACCCAAAAUGCUCCCUACCUCGACGUUGAACCCCAUGCCCAGAGGUUCUCGCAAGAAGCGGGACAUGUCGGGUUCCGCGUUUCAUCUGGUUAUCAAAGAAGAGCUCAUCAAUCCGGACCGAUGGUGGUGGUUUGGCGUAUUGAUGACAUCUCUGGGAGGAGUCGCGUUUUUCUGCUCGUAG